UAAGCCCCAGGAAAAGCUAGGGAUGAGCACCUCCCUGAGCUACAAGUCUUUCUCCAAAGAGCAGCAAACUAUGGAUAACCUGGAGAAACAGCUGAUCUGCCCCAUCUGUUUGGAGAUGUUCACCAAGCCAGUGGUGAUCCUGCCCUGCCAGCACAACCUCUGUCGGAAGUGCGCCAGUGACAUCUUCCAGGCCUCCAACCCCUACCUGCCGACCAGGGGAGGUACAACUGUGGCAUCGGGAGGCCGCUUCCGCUGUCCCUCCUGCAGGCACGAGGUGGUCCUGGACCGACACGGUGUCUACGGGCUGCAGAGGAACCUGCUGGUGGAGAACAUCAUCGACAUCUACAAGCAGGAGUCCACAAGACCUGAAAGGAAGUGUGACCAGCCAAUGUGCGAAGAGCACGAAGAUGAGAGAAUUAAUAUUUAUUGUCUGAACUGUGAAAUGCCCACCUGCUCCUUGUGCAAAAUCUUUGGUGCUCACAAAGACUGCCAGGUUGCUCCUCUCACAAAUGUUUACCAGCAACAGAAGUCUGAGCUGAGUGAUGGCAUUGCAGUCCUGGUGGGGAGCAAUGACAGAAUGCAAGGGAUUGUCACACAGCUGGAGGAGACCUGCAAGACAGUUGAGGAAUGCUGCAGACGACAGAAAGAACAGUUGUGUGAAAAAUUUGAUUAUCUCUAUUCUGUACUGGAAGAAAGAAAAAAUGAGAUGACACAAAUAAUCACUAGAACCCAAGAGGAGAAACUGGAACACAUCCGCUCCCUGAUGAAGAAGUAUGCGGAUCACUUGGAAGCUGUGUCAAAACUGGUUGAAUCAGGAAUUCAGUUCAUGGAGGAACCAGAAAUGGCUGUGUUUUUGCAGAAUGCCAAAACAUUGCUACAAAAAAUUACUGAAGCUUCUAAAGGAUUUCAAAUGGAAAAAAUAGAGGAUGGGUAUGAAAAUAUGAACCAAUUCACAGUGAACCUCAGUAGAGAAGAAAAAAUAAUACGAGAAAUUGAUUUUGACAGAGAGGAGGAAGGAGAAGAAGAAGAGGAGGAGACAGAGGAUGGUGAAGGCUUGGGUGAAGUCCACACAGAGUCAUCAGGAGAGGAAGAAGAGGAGGAAGAGGUGGAAGAGGAAGGGUCAGAGGGAGCACCACAGCCACCUCAGCAGGACCCUGAAGCACAGAGUGCAGGGGGAGAGCCCGUGGCUGAGCCCACUCCAGCACCGGUGCUGGCUGCCCCAGCUGGUCAGGAUGUUGUUGUGACACCAAGUGAUUCUCAACAGACUCCCGAGUCUGACACUCAAGUGCCGGCCACAGCAGAAACCAUCGAUCCCUUGUUUUACCCUAGCUGGUAUAAGUCCCAAUCACGGCAACCAAGCAGUCCAAGCUCAACCCCGGUGAGUGGGCUGGGGAAAGUAGGGACUCCUGUUUCUCUGGAAACAAGUGCAAAGAAGGCAGAAGCCCCGACAGCAGCAACAAUCGAGGAGAGUGCACCAGGGAGUGGUAAGGAAAGUAAUGCCACUGCAGCGACGUCCAAGACUGGUUCUGAGCCAUACACUCAAGGACAAGUGGAGGAAGCUCCCAUGAGCAGUGAGAGGGCUGACGAGCCGGCUCGUCAUGUCUUCUCCUUCUCGUGGUUGAACUCACUGAAUGAAUGAUGACUCACUCUGGCUGGCUUCUGGUGUGCUUCUCCUCGGAAGGACCGUGAGCGCAGGCAGCCUGGCUGCAGUCAGCAAAGAAACUGGCCUGGGAAGGGGCAUCCGAGCAGGUUUCAUUCUGAGGAACUCAGCUGACCUCCACAUCAUACCCUUGAAUUGA
Messenger RNA from Vidua chalybeata, 1799 nucleotides. RefSeq names its product tripartite motif containing 55 (gene TRIM55). The coding region runs from base 23 to 1639 and encodes 538 amino acids. The record is from RefSeq and is a predicted model, not a curated record. Gene Ontology annotation, molecular function: zinc ion binding. The transcript is spliced from 10 exons. Lineage: Eukaryota; Metazoa; Chordata; Aves; Passeriformes; Viduidae.